AACAAGAAAUCUAGCAUUUUUAACUUUUCACUGAAACAAGAUUGUUAGAGUUCUUUAUUAUGAGUACCUAAUCUUUAGCAGCCAUUUUACAUUUCUAGACAGUUACAGGCACAUAAUACUACAAUAAGAAGCAUAUAUUUCCCCUGUUAAAUUAUGAUAUCCUAAAGAAAGAGUUCAAAAAUAAGCAUCCUUUAGUGUUCCAGCAUAACUACUUGUUGUCCUAAAUGCUCUUAAAUUAUUGUUUCUUUCAGUUAGCUAAGCUCUACAAGAAUGUAAUAGCCACAGACACAAGUCCAAAGCAGCUUGAAUUUGCAGUAAAGGUCCCUAAUGUUCAAUAUAUAUGUACCUCUCCCAAGAUGUCAAUGGCCGAAAUCGAAACCAAAAUAGGAACAGAGUCAAGUGUAGAUUUAGUAACAAUUGCUCAAGCAAUGCAUUGGUUUGAUCUUCCAACUUUUUAUCAACAAGUGAAAUGGUUACUCAAGAAACCAAAUGGAGUAAUAGCAGCCUGGUGUUACACUGUGCCAGAAGUAAACAAUUCAGUGGAUCCAAUUUUUGAGAAAUUUUACACAGUUGAUGCUGGACCAUAUUGGGAAUCUCCGAGAAAAUUAGUGGAUGAAAAGUAUAAAACUAUUGACUUCCCAUUUGAGCCUGUAAGUGGUUGUGAUCACAAUGGACCAUUUGAGUUCAAGAUUGAGAAAGUGAUGGACUUGAAUUCUUAUUUCACAUACUUGAAGUCAUGGUCAGCUUAUCAAACUGCAAAAGAAAAGGGUGUUGAGCUCUUGACUGAUGAUGUUGUUGAAAAAUUCACAAGUGUUUGGAAUGAAGAUGGAGAGAGUCAGAAAACUGUGUCUUUCCCAAUUUACUUGAGGAUUGGCAAAGUUGGAAAUUUGUAAUAAAAGUGAAAUCAGUAUUAUUAGUUUCUCAAUUUGUUGAUUAGGGAAUUUAGAAUCUGCAGUUGAUCAUCAUUUGUACUUUCUGCUGGUUGUUUUCUAAUAAAGUGUUUUAGUGCAAUUAAAAAAUCUACAUGUAUUUCUCAGCUAACGUAUAAGAAUUGAUGUUACAGGA
This is a messenger RNA of Nicotiana tabacum (common tobacco), 1065 nucleotides long. NCBI's taxonomy places the organism in Eukaryota, Viridiplantae, Streptophyta, Magnoliopsida, Solanales, Solanaceae. The record is from RefSeq and is a predicted model, not a curated record.